AUGGAGGUUGCCGUGGAACCCCAGCCAGCGCCUCUAGACCACCAACUCCCUUCCUACACCUCUCCGCCUCAGUCUCAGACUCACUCCCAGUCUCACACAGAACCACCACAGCCGGAGCAGGAACAACCCCUGCAGAAUGGUGUGAUGCCUCCCUCGGCUUCUUUCGUUCAGCCUCCCCUCACAUCCGACACCACGACGGAAACAGAGUCCUCGGCUCCCGAUCGACCUGUCGAAGUCACUUCUCCCGUAUCGGUCGAGACUACGGAGCAGGCAGUUAAUACUCAGGUUGUCGAAGUUACCGAGACUCCCGUUGUUGAAGUCAUCGUCAACGGGGAGCCAGAACGGAUGGAGACCGAUGCACCAGGUGAGAGCAACGCGGUAAAUGGCGGUGAGCCGGCUGUAGACGGCCAGCCUCAGGCUGAGAACAUGCCCGUAAACGGCACCACCGAGCUGCAAAACGGACAGCCAUCCCAGACCGAGGAGCCGUCGGAAGGGUCAUCGCCAUCAACUGCCUCUGACGGGUCGACGGAUUCCAGCGAGUCAACGGAGCGGACGGGGGAAGACUACGAGGACGAAGACGAGGAGAAUGACGAGCCUGCUUACUGGGCUGAGUACAAGGAGGACACCUCCGUGGCGGAAGGAGACGAGCUAAAGGAGAUUGAGAGUGGGGAUGCUGAUCACAGUGCUCUUGAGUAUGACUAUAUUGAGAAAUCAUUUUACCACGAGCAGGAUGAUCCUGAAUACAAACCUAUCGAGAAAGCCCGCAUAACAUGGAAAAUAACUGGAGUCCGAGGGACCAAGGAUAAGCCCAACAGAGCUACCAUCAUUCGGUCUCCGCCAGCAUACAUUGGCGGCUAUUACUGGACAUUGAAGUUCUUCCCACGAGGAAACAGCGUGGGAUCGCUCAGUGUUUACCUAGAGUGCUCUACCACGCCGCCAGAACAGGAUAAAGUCGUGCUUGAGACGGAGUUUAGAGUUCUCAAGGGACCCCCAGACGCUGUCCUGAGUGAUAUGACCCCUGACCAGGAGUUCAAACUGCCUGCAACCGUUGUUCCACCCAAGCCGUCCCCGUCUGAAGAAUCCGCCGAAAAGAGCCAAGAAAAGGACCAGGAGCGGCUUCCCGAGGUUAGCAGUGAGGAAAGGACAGAGACCGAAUCGUCUGGAACAACUCCAAAGUCAAAGCAAGACUUCCGCGUCUCCGCGCAGAUUGGAGUUGUCCUCUACAACCCCGAGGAGCCACGCACAGGCUGGACCCAGUCCUCCUGCCAUCAGUUCAACUCCCACAACUUCGACUGGGGCUGGACACACUUCCACGGGCCAGGGCCAUGGAACACCAUCCACCUCCGCCAACACGGUCAGCGCCAGGCCCUCCUCCGCAACGAUACUCUAUGUUUCGAUGCCUACAUCCGCCUUUUUGACGACCCUACAAAGUCUCUGUGGUGGCAUUCUAGCGACUCUGAGCCGAUCUGGGAUUCUUAUUCACUCGUCGGCCUGAGACCCAUGGGAGACGUGUCUGUGAACUAUUGCCAACAUGCAGCCGGCUUGAUUCCAUGGUUACUACUCUCGCCGUUUAGAGAGCUAGUGAAGAGUAUCGAUGUUAUGCGACAUCUCAGCGAUGUAUCCGCGCGCCCAAAACCAGUGUGUGAGGCGCUGCAGGGUAUAGUGCAUGAGAUGACCGCAGACAACGUGGCGUCUGUUCGGACCGAAGGAGUGCGGAGGGCGCUGAGAUAUCUGCUUGAGAGUUCAGGGGAUGUCGUCGAGUUCUGGGAACGACUUAGACGUAGCCUACAGAUCGAACUUGCUGGUACAGAAGCUGCAGAGAAGCUGGCGUCCAUGUUCGAUAGCCCACGCGACGAGUCGAAGAUGUCGGACGAGUCCUUGAACACCCUUCCUCGCGAUUUCAACAGUCGCAUCCGCAUCACUUCCGAAAACACGGAGAGCAUCCAGUCUGGUGUCACUGAGUACCUAAAGGCUCAAUCGGGCAAAUGGUCUCUCCCUCCCGUUCUCCAAAUCGAGCUCUCCCGCCAGAAGUUCGACAAGAAAACUCGCCAAUGGAAAUUCCUGGUCAACCGCGUACAUCGCAAUGACGAACUCGAUCUCUCCGAUCACGUCGACUCCGGCGUCACUGGCAAGUAUACGCUGUUCAGCUUCAUCGCGCACAAGGGUCAUCGGACAUCACGAUGGUAUUACCCACUCGUUCGUCCCGGUGGGCGCAAUUCGCAUUGGCUUGCGUUCAAGGGUGAAGACCCAUAUCGCAUCGAGUGUCUGACCACCAAGAUGGCCGUCGAGGGCUAUGAGGGGCUAGAUAAAGACGAGGCCGACAAUGGAGAGCCAGUCAAUGCCGAGAUUGCAGUGGCGUUUAUGUAUAUCCGCAACGAUCUACAGUCCGAGUACUUGAGCCCCAAGCUCGAGCCAUGGGUCCAAUCACCUGCAUGGCAUCGUUAUAUGCAAGCUAUCUCACCAGAUACCUCGGCCGUGGAACCAGAGAAACCCAUUCAGGUCGUCUUUUAUGGUCUAAAUGGAGUGUCAAAGAGUACACGGAACCCAGCAGAGGUGUAUGAGAUCAUUAACCCUCUAACGUCCGAAAAGGAUACUACAACCCUGACCGUCACUAUGGGGACUACGGUUGGCGAGUUAAGAGCUAAAUUGGCCGAGCAUAUCUCGACCAAGUGGGCGCCAGUUGCCAAUGAACGAAUCCGUCUAUGGUCUAUUGGCGCGCCGUAUGAAGUCCGUCUCUUCAAUUUCAGCAUGGAACCCCUGGUAAUUAUGGGAUCGCAGUUGUCUAGUCUUGGAUGGAGUGCCCUACGCGUAUGGGUGGAGGUUCUAAAAGAAGAUGACGUGAAGUACUUCUCUAUACCAGAAGUCAUUGAGCCACCACCAGUUUCCGAUGACGUGAAUGAGAUGAAAGACGACACUCAAGCUCCGCCUCCACCACCUCCGGUUCAAAUUGAAGAACAGCCCCAGCCAAACGAACAGACUCAGCCUCCUAGUCAAGAUGAGGACGUUGAGAUGAACGACGCUUCUCCCGAUGCAGAAACCAACACAACUGCACAAAGCCAGGAAGCGCCUGUUCAAAAUACAGAGGACCUUCCCAAUGCUUCUGAGGCAUCAGAGCAGGAAAUGACAGAUGACGUCGAAGUUGUUGAUCGACCCGAGAUUAACGGCGUUGAUCCCACACCUCUUCCAGAUGCAGAUGGUAAUGAUGAAGCUGCCAACGAGGCCAUCAUCGCGUCCAUCAUAGCCCAAGACCUUGCGCUCUUGGAUCAAUCACAGGAAAUGGACACAACCGAGAACUAUCCUGAAGUCAACGCGGUGCCACCACCACCUCCUGUGGAAGAGACCACGGUAAACGCUGAUGAAGCAACAGUCGGAUCACCGAGAAACAGCGCUGAGACAGAGCGAGACACCCAAGAGCAGCCUGGCUCCGGAGACUCGCAAAUGGAAGGCUCCCCAAUCGUGGAACCAAACAAUAACAUCCCUGAAGGUGAAGGUGGAGCUGAAGCGAACCAUCACGAUCAGGAACAAGAAGUAGAAACGGACAUGAUCCGCAACCAGAAGGUUGUGGAAUCGGACCUCAUCCUACCUUGUGAUCAAGUGUAUUACUUUGUACAGGAGUUCAACGCCGACAACCAGACGAUCGAAACGGUUGGAGCCUUCUUUGCAAAGUCGUCUUGCGUUGUUCGCGAGCAGGUCCGUAAGAUACUAGAUCUUCCGGAGGACCAGGGGUAUAAUUUCUGGUCUCGUCGUAAAGCCGUGGCUUCCGUCCAUACCGUCUCAUCAACCCAUAGAUUCAAGGAUCUGAUGAACGACGUGGGAUGUAUUGUUUAUGGAAAGACCAUUCCCAAGCGCCGACAAAAUGAGCUCGUCGAGUUGGGAUGCUUCCUGUCCCCUGAUCGCCUACUUGAAUAUCUCUGGGCAGUUGAUCGACAACACCCAACCAAAUCUUUCACCGGCCACAAGACCAUAGAAGCCAUUCUAAACGGUGAAUAUUACUCCGGCGAGCUCUCCAAGGGCUACUACCACGGUAAAGGACUUCAUGUCUCCGAAGCCGGCGAUACAUAUUCAGGCGAAUUCGUCCAAGGUCGACGCCAGGGCACAGGCGCUAUCGAAUACAGCUCCGGCGACACGUAUACCGGCGACUGGUCUGAGGACCAACCACACGGCCAAGGGACGUGGGUCGAGCACAAGACCGGCAACAAAUACGUUGGCGGCUACCGUAGUGGUAAACGCCACGGCAAGGGAGUCAGCUACUGGGAAGUAGCUGAUGAGGAGAUGAACCUUUGCCAAAUCUGUUAUACCGAAGAACAGGAUUCGCUGUUCUAUACCUGCGGACACGUAUGUGCCUGCGGAGCAUGCGCGAGACAAGUUGAGAUCUGUCCCGUCUGUCGCGAGAAGGUAAUCAGUGUCGUGAAGAUUUUCAGAUGUUAA
Arthroderma uncinatum is the source of this 4428-nucleotide messenger RNA. Its product is annotated as MATH and UCH domain-containing protein. Gene Ontology annotation, molecular function: cysteine-type deubiquitinase activity; protein binding. Bases 1 to 4428 code for a protein of 1475 amino acids. The record is from RefSeq and is a predicted model, not a curated record. Gene Ontology annotation, biological process: protein deubiquitination. The transcript has 4 exons. Lineage: Eukaryota; Fungi; Ascomycota; Eurotiomycetes; Onygenales; Arthrodermataceae.